Entrophospora candida is the source of this 862-nucleotide messenger RNA. The record is from the annotation of a GenBank genome assembly. Lineage: Eukaryota; Fungi; Glomeromycota; Glomeromycetes; Entrophosporales; Entrophosporaceae.
AUGACUUUAAGUAAUGAUCCAGAAAUAGAAUCACAAGAAAUUAAUAACGAAAAUAAUGAAACCAGUUCUAGUCAAGAAAUCUUAAAAGCUACAAAUGAAGCUACAGCUACUGCAAUUACAGCUCAUUUACCUGAAUCAUUAAUACAUGAUAAAAAAAUUGUCAAUGCAUUUAACAAGUUAAAUAAAAAUGUCAAAUCUAAGCUUAAUGAUAAAGAGCUACAUCCUGAACUUGACUGGGAUGCAAAUGUUAGAUUAUCAAAUGAUCUUUGUGAUGACGAAAAAAAUUUCAUCAAAGAACGAAAAAAUCAUAUUCCCAUGAUUGCUACUACAGGUUAUCUACGUGCUUUACAAGAUUCAGGUCUUUAUGAUUGUGGAAUGUAUUUAGCAGGUGUAAGUGGAAGUUGUUGGAAUAUUGCGCUUCAAUAUUCUUCUAGGAUAUCAAGUCAAGAGAAUCCAAUUGAAGCAUUACUAGAGCAUUUUAGAACUCGUUUAACAAACCAUAUAUCUAGUCCAAGAGGUCUAUUCAAGUUACUCAAACAUUCGCCAGAUCCCGAAAAGACUGUUGAAUUGAUAUUUGGAGGUUUGAUAGAGAAAAAAUUAUCUGGUGUAGAUAUUGGUAUUAUUGAUAUCUAUGGUGCUUUAUUGGCUGCAAGAUUAUUAUUAGGUGAUGAUUCACAAACCCAAUUUAAAGAUUUUAAAUUAAGCGAACAAAAACGCUUUUUGGAAGGUGAUUUUUUGAAUAAGGAGGAUGCAUCUUUAAUUGAAAAUUAUAAUCAAAUAUUAAAAAAUCAUCAUAAUCAGAAAGAUCAUUAUCGAUGGUUUGAAUUUACUCCUUUUGAGAUAGGGUGUGAUGAAUUUGAAG